Molecule: messenger RNA, 2318 nt
Organism: Leptopilina boulardi
Lineage: Eukaryota; Metazoa; Arthropoda; Insecta; Hymenoptera; Figitidae
Product: oligosaccharyltransferase complex subunit ostc-B
Exons: 4
Coding region: 107-556 (149 amino acids)
Cellular component (GO): oligosaccharyltransferase complex
Source: RefSeq, a predicted model, not a curated record
UGUUAUGUAUACCGGUGAUCAAUAUAACCUCAAACUCAAGUGACGUGUCUGUUGUAUUUGAUAUUGUUUUUUUUUUACACAAUUUCUGUAAAAAAAAUUGAGAAAAAUGGAUAUUGUAUAUAGGCUUCCCUUCUUUGUUUUAGAAGUGCCAAAUUUAAAACUAAAAAAACCUUCAUGGUUUAUGAAACCCAGUGCAAUGGUUGUUUUUUCAUUUGUUCUUCUCUCGUAUUUUUUGAUGACAGGAGGGAUUAUUUAUGAUGUUAUUCUUGAACCUCCAAGCGUUGGGUCUACUACUGAUGAACAUGGUCAUAGUCGACCUGUUGCAUUUAUGCCGUACAGGGUUAAUGGUCAAUAUAUCAUGGAAGGUUUAGCGUCUAGUUUUCUUUUUACAUUAGGUGGAUUAGGAUUCAUUGUUUUGGACCAAACGCACAGUCCUUCUACGCCAAAAUUAAAUAGAAUUCUUUUAAUAAGUGUAGGAUUUAUUAGCAUAAUUGUUUCAUUCAUCACAUGUUGGAUUUUCAUGCGAAUGAAACUUCCAGGAUAUUUGCAAUCUUAAUUUCAUCAAUUCAUCCUGAGAAUUUUUACAUUUCGUUUCAAACAGAAAUGUUCUACGCAUCAAGGAAAAUUUUUAUAAUAAGACUAAAGUAUCUUUUGUGAAUACUAUUUUAUUUUUACAAAUAUAAAUAAUUAUUUCACUUUAAAAAAUUUUUUUUUGUUAUCUUUCCAUAAUUAAAGGUUAACGUUUAAUUAAGGAUUUUGAGGGAAAGAAUUAAGGUUAUUAUUCUUCAUUCUGAAUUUUCUUUAUUUAAUAGUCAUUUUACAUUAAUCGACAUAUAUUAAAAAUCAAAUAUUGAUUUUUGUUCGUAUGGUUAUAGUUUUCGACUACAUUGACGAUUUUAGCGCAUUUUUUCCGUUGUUUUUUUUAUAGAUACAUAUAUUUACAUUAAAAAAAAAAAAUUAAUAUUCACUAUUCCUUCAACACAAACGUUUUUUUAGAGUAAAAUUUUUUUUCAGUAGCGGUAAUAAUUUUACUUUUUUUUUUUAGAGUAUAAGAGUACGAUAUCUAUGUGAUAUAUUUUUGACAAUUCGAAUAAUAUAUUUAAUUUAUUUUUCGUUAUAGUUUAUUUGAUGAUAUUUCUAAAAUUUUAUUUAAAAUUCUAUUUUUUUUAACUUUUUUUUUAUCAUUUGUUUUCGAUACUUUCUCCAUUAUUUUUUCUAUUAUCUAAUAUCGAAACAUUUAAAAACAGUAGUUUAUUUCUAAUUAAUAAUUUUUAAACAGUCUUAAACAUUGAACAUUGUAAAUUCUUUUUUUUCUCAUUUCUUAAUUAUAUGAGACCUAUUAUGAUUUCUCUAAUAUAAAAUUACUUACGAGAAAGUUGAGCCAUUUCAAAAUUAAUCUCAGAUUAUAUAAUUAUAAUGAAAUUAAAUAUUUUUUUUUUAACAAAGUAUUUAAAUUGUUUGAAUUUUUUUUUUCUGUAUCUAUUAAAUUAAAUCUCGUAGCUCCUAACUUUCCAUUGUUUAAAUAUAAUAAAUUUAUAUUAUAAAACAAAAAAUUAAUUUUUAGAUUUUUUCUUGUGCCUUUAAGUCAAAUAUUUUUUAAGCUACCGCUUUUUAUAAAUUUAAAGAUUCUUUUUUAAAAAUAAAACAUGAUGAAUAAAAAUUAAUGACAAUAUUUUUUUUUUUUGAAUGAUUAAAAAUCGAAUAUAUAUUGUAUAAAAAAAAUGGAAUAGUGCUUUCUUCGUAUAAUUCAAUUUUACUAUUUGUAUUGAGUUUUACAAAGAAACACAUUUUUUAAAUUCUAUAAACUUAAAAAUAAAAUCUAAACACAUAACUGAGUUUCGCAUUAUAGAAAAAUGAUUAUAAUUUUUUUUUCCUAUAGCGAUUAUUAUUUUUAUAUAUACAAUAACAGAGAGCCAUAUAUGCUACAGUUCUGAAUAUAUUCUGUAUAAUAAAAACAUAAAAACAACAAAUAACAAACCCUGAAUUUCUAACAAAAAUCUAGAAGACAAAAAAUUUUUCUACAAACAUAUUAUUUUACAUACUUUCUAUUUCUUUUUUUUUUUGUUAUAAUGAAAAAAAAAAAAGAAUUUGCCUUUUAUUCUUCUAGAUUUAAAAAAAACAAAACAUUAAUUUACGUACAUACCACUCAACAAUUAGUAUAUCAACUCAAUUUAUCAAAAAAGUAUUUCUCUUUUAUCUUACUAAAGCCUUAAUUAAAAAGAGUUUAAUCACGAUAGCCUUUUAUACUCAAAUAUCAAUAUUUCCAAAAUAUCACACAUUAUAGUCGCGCCUUUGAUCCUUCGGGUAACGUAUUAGAA